Messenger RNA from Danaus plexippus (monarch butterfly), 4041 nucleotides. Its product is annotated as 1-acyl-sn-glycerol-3-phosphate acyltransferase alpha-like. NCBI's taxonomy places the organism in Eukaryota, Metazoa, Arthropoda, Insecta, Lepidoptera, Nymphalidae. Gene Ontology annotation, cellular component: membrane; endoplasmic reticulum. Bases 370 to 1218 code for a protein of 282 amino acids. The record is from RefSeq and is a predicted model, not a curated record. The transcript has 5 exons. Gene Ontology annotation, molecular function: 1-acylglycerol-3-phosphate O-acyltransferase activity. Gene Ontology annotation, biological process: phosphatidic acid biosynthetic process.
UCAAGAAGUAUUGUCUUUGUAUUUUAAAAUUAACAAUCUAUAUAGUAUUGAGUUCAGUAGUGUUCAAACAAAUAACAGGUUCAAACCGGGUCUUAGCGAUGUAUUUACUUUUUAAUUCAGCCUUUUUAUGAAGAUUAUUUAAUCAAUAUUUGAUUAAUAAUUUUAUGUAACAACCUGAAUGUACAGUGUUGUUUAGUUCGAUACAUUGGUGAAAGAGUAAAUAAAAAUUCAAAUAUAGGUUUAUUAAAAAAAUAAACAAUAUAUUUUCGGCAGCCCUAAAACAUACUUUAACUAUGCAAUUUUGCUGUUAGCUGACUCAUAUAUCAAAUUACUGUAAUUUAUUGAUUGAAGUAUAAGUAUUCUAUUAAAAUGUGGGAUAAAGUUAUAUACGUUUUUAUGAUAACAGUUGCAACAUAUAUAUUAAAGCAACUCUUUUCUGAAACACCUAACUAUGUCAAGUUUCAGUCAAAAUUUUUAGUAUUUUACAUAUGGGCUUCAGUUGUGUCUUUGUUCUUGAUGCCAUUUUUUGUGUUUACUCCUAAAAAUGUCAAGAAUUCACUUUUUGGGACACAAAUAAUAAAGCAUGUAACAAAAUUAAUAGAGGUAAAAUGGCAUUUAAGAAAUGGCAAAGUUCUGUCUGAGGACAGAGGAGCUGUAAUUAUAUCAAAUCACCAAUCAUCUAUUGAUAUACUGGGUAUGUUUAACAUAUGGCAUGUAGCUGUUAAAAUAGCAGCUGUAGCAAGGAAAGAGCUGUUCUAUGUAUGGCCGUUUGGUCUGGCAGCAUACCUUGCUGGUGUCGUGUUCAUUGAUAGAAACAAUUCAAAAGACGCAUACAAAACACUUAAGGCCACUUCCGAGGUCAUGAUCAAGAAUAAGACAAAAAUCUGGUUAUUCCCAGAAGGAACGAGGAAUAAAAAUAUUACAUCAUUGUUACCUUUUAAGAAGGGAGCAUUUAAUAUAGCUGUGGCCGCUCAAGUACCUAUUAUACCAGUCAUCAUAUCUCCAUACUACUUCAUUAAUACAAAGAAAUAUAUUUUUAAUAAAGGUCAUGCCAUCAUGCAGUGUUUAGAACCAAUUCCAACGAAGGGUCUUACAAUGGAUGAUGUGCCGCAACUCAAAGAUAGAGUUCAGAAUAUAAUGGAGCUGGCUUACAAGGAACUUUCAAAAGAAGUCUUGAGUUUAUUGCCGCCUAAUUAUCCUUUAGUUGGUCAGGACUGAUUUUUUUUAUUAUAUCUCAUAGUAUGAAGUUUCAAUGAGUGUGUAGUAGACCUUAUCUAUCAGUUACUUCUGUAUAAUUGCACUUUUUAUUGCCAUUUAUAUGUAUUUUGUAAUUUUUAUAGUAAUGUGAUUAUUAUAGGUUAAUCAUUUUAAUACAAAUAUACCCAUCUCUUAAUAUUUUUUUUAUCAUAUUCAACUAUAUUAUUAAAAUAUUCUCUUUAAGUUUAUUUUUAAACACCAGAUGGUGUUGUUUAGUUAAUCUAUAUAUGAAUUAUAAAUACCUAGACUUAAGAAUGUAUGCUUCAUAUUCAUGUCUUAUUUGUAAAAAAGUUUUUUACUUCAACAUUCUCUGAGUGUGGAUCUUAUUAAAGUGAAUUUUAUAAAACUUUAAUGCAUAUAUAAGAAAUUAAAAUGUAUCACUUUCAAAUUGUUACUUUUCCAAAAUAUAACUUAUAUAAAAGAUUUUUUAACAACCUGUGUAUAUUAUAGUGGGAAACAUAAACAAAAAUAUUAAAAACUGUGAUAAAAAAAAAAAUAUGAUUGAAUUUAGAUUUCAUUUUUAAACUAGUCCUUUAAUAUUGAACCUUAUUUAAAUAAUUGAUGUUAGAAAAAAAUGUGUUCUAUUUUUAAAAAUUUGAUACAGACUAUUGAUAUGUAAUGUUUGUAAUCCGAUAUAAAUGUUUAAACUAACAUAAUUCACCGAAUCUUAGAAAGUAAUCAAUUGCACAAUGCAAUGAGUUCUAAGUAAAAGGUGCACUGAAUACUAAAUAUUUUUACGUCAUGUACCCAUCAGUAUUUCGAAAGUAAUUGGGCUGUGGAAUAAUUACGAAUGAUAUGUAAAGAAAAACGUGAUUUAUUGUUUUUACUUUUAUGUGAUAUACUUUGUGUUUUAUUGUUAAGCUGUUCAAGAACAAUGUGUUUUGAUGUUGAAACUCAUUGCAAUUGUACCGAACUUGUAAUUUGUGACCUCUGCUGUUGGAUCACUUGUACGACAUUUCUGAAUAUUUGAAUUAUCUUUAAUUGUGUAUCCAACAUUAUUAACAUUGAGUGAUGAUUAAGGAACAAUAUUGUUUUCAUCACAACAUAAUGAUGUAUAAAAUCUUUUUGUUGCCCAUUACCUCUAUACUUAACGACUAUAUUUAUGGAUCUAGAUUUUUAUUAUCUAUCCGGCAAACGUGCAAAUAAUAUUUAAUUUAUAAUGAGAAUAUUUACUCUAUUAUAAAUGGACAUAAAUUUUAUUUGUGGCACCACAGACGGAUUAUUUUAUUGAAUUUACUUUUUAUACGGCAAGGAAAUGAACAUUUCGUGAAUGGUGUCAUCAUUGCCGUUUUUAUAGUCAUUUAUAUAUGAGAAAAUUUAUAAAUAUUUAGUUAGUAAUUUAUAUGUAUAUUGCCAAAGAGGGCCCAGUAUUGUCUUUGACGUUAGUAUUGGAUUUUUAUCAAUUCAUAUAUGUACUUUUAUUUUUAGUCUUUUAACAACGUAUUCUUACAUGUUUUGGAGUGGUAAUAUUAUUUGUGAGAUGGGAAUAUCAAAAAAUUAUUAAGAUUUUAAAGCAAAUGAUUGUCAAAAACUUAAAAAGAUUAUUUUAAACAUGUCAUUUACUAUAUAUGUACUCUGUAUUUAAUACUCUUUAAAAUUUGAAAUUAAUUUACCUAGCGCUGACGGUUAACGGUUUUAUCAUUAAAAUAUUAUCGGUCAUUUAAUUUUAAACAUCUGCUUUUAUUUUAAGAAAGUUAUCUUAAUUUAAAUCAUUCUAGUCUAAAUUGAUCAACUCAAUGUAUUGGCAUGUGAAUCAGUAAAUAAUUCAAAUGGAUCGUAAUGUAUUUUAUAAAACAUAGAUGACUGUAUAAAGGAAGUUUUAAAUAUAAAUCAAAUUGUAUAUUUUAAUAGUAACUAAAAAGUGUAAUUCAGCUUCCCUAAAACUUGUCUGUCGAGUCUGUGCCUCCGGAUGGAAAAUUAAAAAAAAAUUGGACGUUUCCUUCACCAUUUGUAUUAAGUCUUUAUAUUGGAUUGAUUCCAUCAUUUUAUAAACGACAUUCUGAAUUUUUGUUCAAAUUAAACUGUAUACAUCUAGUGUAUGAAAUGUCAAACUUCCAAGAAUCUUCAGAAGAAGAAUAAUACAAAACUAUGUAAAAAAAUUAUAUAACAAUAUUAUAUCGAUGUUCUUAAUGUUUUAAAUGUAUGUUUACCAAUAUAUGAACAUUUAUUAACAUAAGCAAAAUUUACUUUAAGCAGAUUGAUAUUAUAUAUGCUAUAUUUGUGUGAACUACCUAGGAUAAGUCUUAAUCGAGAUCGUCAACGUCAUCUUAUAGCCAAUCGACUGCAAUAUAUAUAUUGCUGGUAAGACACACAGAUAAAAAACCAUUCUUAUAAUAUUUUUUCGAGAUUAUUAAAGUUAGGCAAUGGUCUUAAAUAUACAUCCAAAAAUUUAUUAAAAAUGUAAUUUUUAAUUAAGAAGCCAAUGCAUUUAGUAUCAUAUAAAUAUACAGCAGCAAUCCUUAAUAAAGUAUGACGUCAUAUGAUGAAUGCAAUUUAUUUUUUGUAUGAAAAUAUGUGUUCAUGUUGCAAUAGUUCACUCAAACUAGAUACAGCUGUAUUAUUAUAUGUAUAUUAUUAGUUAUUAUGACAGUAUUGAUGUAAGACUUCUAGUGUACAUUCGGUAGUUUUGUUUCAUUAUAUUCUUAUAAUCUUAACAUGCUUUUUUAAAUAUUGUGAUGUCUAUAUCUAUACUUAUAUAUCGUGUAUGUAAUAUCAGAUAGGUGAAUAUUUUUUCAUAUAUUUUAUUAUAUGUGGACAAUCUUAUUAAAUGUUUACGUACAAAAA